Messenger RNA from Xyrauchen texanus (razorback sucker), 10144 nucleotides. RefSeq names its product ribosomal protein S6 kinase alpha-4-like. The record is from RefSeq and is a predicted model, not a curated record. Lineage: Eukaryota; Metazoa; Chordata; Actinopteri; Cypriniformes; Catostomidae. Gene Ontology annotation, biological process: regulation of DNA-templated transcription; protein phosphorylation; intracellular signal transduction. Gene Ontology annotation, molecular function: magnesium ion binding; protein serine/threonine kinase activity; ATP binding.
UUCAGUUAAUUUCCUUUCCAUAUCAAACGCAUAUUUUUCACGUGUGUCAUUCAUAACUACAUCCGGAAAGAAGGAGAAAAGGCCAGCACUUAAAUACACCCGUUCAGCUUUUGUGAACUAGCUGUUAGGGAUAUUUUAAUGUGAACUGUCUUGUUUGAUAGUUAGCACGUACGCUACCGGGUUUAUAAUAGCCCUCUAUCAGAUCGAUAUAUCGCUUUAUUGGAGGUGUGUUGCAGGUAAUGCAGAGGCGGUAGCCGCAAUAAUGCGAUUAACUCAAAUGUGACCGCAAACGCACGUCAGGUCUGCGAUCUUCAUUGCAGUUGCAUAUGAGCUCACGACAGUUGUGUCGAAGUUGGAAAUACGGAAAUAACAGCCAUUUAUGAUCGACAUUAUGAUCAAUUAAUUGCAGUUGAAGUGUUAAAAAUAGCGCGCAUUGUUUUCGAAAGAUAUAUUAAAAGUAUAUCGAAGCACGCCACUAUAUCAAAAGUGGAGAUUAAUAUUUAGGUCGUGUAUGAAGAUUAGUGACCACAGCAGGAUGUCAAAGGGAUUUAUGAGCUGAGAUGCAUUAUAAAACCAAAAACAUGUUAUCCUCUAUGUCAUAAGAAUCCGUUUUGAAAGUUUCGCUGUGGAAUACUUGAUAUUUUCUGCGCUGUAAACGGCGUCGUUUGGUUUUAUUAAUAUAGAUGGUUGUGGAUUGGAAGAGCAAUCUGUCAAACUCACUUUACUGAUCAAACACACUAUAAAUCAGUCGCAUCAUCAUGUCAGGGGACAGUAGUGGUAGUGGUGAGGACUCGGACCUGGAAACCCGCAGUAAAGUGUGCACCGUGAAACAUGAGAUCACUAAUGCGAACCUCACAGGACACACUGAGAAAGUUGGCAUGGAGAACUUUGAACUUCUUAAAGUGCUAGGCACUGGAGCUUACGGGAAAGUUUUCCUGGUCAGAAAAAUCAGUGGUCAUGAUAAAGGCAAACUUUAUGCGAUGAAGGUUCUGAAGAAAGCAGCCAUCGUUCAGAAAGCAAAAACCGCCGAGCACACUCGGACAGAGCGGCAGGUACUGGAACACAUCCGCCAGUCACCCUUUCUGGUCACACUCCAUUACGCCUUUCAGACUCAAACCAAACUGCACCUUAUACUGGACUAUGUGAGUGGAGGUGAGAUGUUCACUCACCUGUACCAGCGAGAUCAUUUCUCAGAAGAUGAGGUGAGGAUCUACGUGGGAGAGAUCAUACUGGCCCUGGAGCACCUGCACAAGCUUGGCAUUGUGUACCGGGACAUUAAACUGGAGAAUAUCUUAUUGGAUAGUGAUGGUCAUGUGGUCCUGACAGACUUUGGGCUUAGUAAGGAGUUUUUGGAGAAAGAGAAAGAGAGAACAUACUCAUUCUGUGGCACUAUAGAGUACAUGGCACCAGAGAUUAUCAGAGGGAAAGCUGGCCAUGGCAAGACGGUGGAUUGGUGGAGUUUGGGGAUUCUGAUGUUUGAGCUGUUGACUGGAGCAUCUCCGUUCACUCUGGAGGGAGAGCGAAAUUCCCAGAGUGAAGUGUCCAAACGUAUCCUGCGCUGUGAGCCUCCAUUCCCUUCUAUAAUUGGACCUUUGGCACAGGACCUCUUGAGAAAGUUACUGGUGAAGGACCCUCAUAAGAGGCUGGGGUCUGGUCCCCGAGGAGCAGAGGACAUCAAGAGUCAUCCGUUCUUCAAGGGUUUAAACUGGUCUGAUCUGUCUGAGAAAAAGGUUGCGAGUCCAUUCCGACCAGAACUCCGUAAUGAAUUGGAUGUGGGAAACUUUGCAGAAGAGUUCACUGGGAUGGAGCCAGUGUAUUCCCCUGCCAGCACGCCACCUAGUACAGACCGUCUGUUUCAGGGCUACUCUUUCGUGGCUCCUUCUAUCUUGUUCAACAAGAAUGUGGUAAUGGGGGACGUCCUGGACGCUCAUGCGAAUGUUGACAGGCCCGGUUCUGCCACAGUCCAUCGUAGUGCUAUGCUGAAAGAGUCUCAGUUUUUCUUGCACUAUGAGCUGUGCCUGCAGGGGGCGCCACUUGGUGAGGGCAGUUUCUCAGUCUGCAGGAAGUGCAAACACAGGAAGAGUGGGCAGGAAUAUGCCGUAAAAAUUGUCAGCCGAAGGAUGGAGGCCAUGACUCAGAGAGAGGUGGCAGCAUUGAGACAGUGUGAAUCUCACCCGAACAUAGUCACGCUCCAUGAGGUCUAUACUGAUCAGUAUCACACAUACCUUGUCAUGGAGUUGUUACGUGGCGGUGAGCUGUUGGAGCGGAUAAGGAAGAAGAAGAUGUUUGCUGAAUGGGAGGCCAGUCAGCUAAUGAAGAGUCUUGUGUCUGCAGUUAGCUACAUGCAUGAGGCUGGAGUCGUACACCGAGACCUCAAACCAGAGAAUGUGCUGUUCGCUGAUGAAUCGGAUGACUCUGUUUUGAAGGUGAUAGAUUUUGGUUUUGCACGAUUGUUUCCAGCGGGGAGCGGCAGCGCUCCUCUGCAGACUCCCUGCUUCACCCUGCAGUACGCUGCUCCCGAGCUCUUCCACAGCUCUGGAUAUGACCAGGCGUGUGACCUCUGGAGCCUGGGGGUCAUCUUGUACACGAUGCUGUCUGGACAAGUUCCAUUCCAGAGUGAGAAAAAAGGAAUGACGUCAUCACACGCUGCUGACAUCAUGCACAAGAUCAAAGAGGGAGAUUUCUCAUUGGACGGAGAAGCCUGGAAGGGUGUGUCUGAAGAGGCCAAAGAUCUAGUGAGAGGUUUGUUAACUGUAGACCCUGAGCGACGACUGAAACUCUCUGCUUUGAAAGAGAACGCCUGGCUUCAGGGAGGGGUCAUGUCCUCUACGCCCCUCUGCACCCCUGAUGUUCUGGAGUCCAGUGGCCCGACAGUCCGUACCUAUGUCAAUGCCACCUACAAGGCAUUUAACCGUGGAAAGCGAGAGGGGUUUUUCCUUAAAAGUGUCGACAAUGCUCCACUAGCAAAACGGCGGAAAUUGAAAAUGACCAGCACUGGCUUGGAAACACGGCGCAGCUCCUCUUCAUCUUCAUCUUCAUCUUCCUCCUCUUCCUCAUCCGCUUCCCAUUCCAAGACGAAGAACUGCCAAUCUGUGGCUCCCCGCGAAGACCCCAAACUGUGACAUUUCACCUCGAAAAGACGAGCUGCAUAUACGUGGUGAGAAACUUGCAAAAGACCUACAGAAAAGACUAUCACCUUGAUAUGGCAGAUUAAGGCAACAAAUUCCACAUUAGCUAUAAAAGGGUUUGAACUUUCAUCCGGAAGUUUGUGGGUGGCGAGAUAAACAGACUGUCAUUGGAUAUUUAAGACAAGACGAGGAAAGGUGGUUUUUUAACAGUGGUGGCUUUCUAUAUACAAAAUGCCAAGGAAAUGAUCUACAUUGUAAAAAAGAGACUCUGAUGGCGUUUCCCGUGCAAUUUUAUGGGACACUGUUUUGGUUUACUCACAUUUUGAGACAUUUUAUUGAGGGUAAAAUAUAAGUGUACAACAAAGUCGCAAGUGAGCAAAGCCAUAUGUGAGAAUUAGAGUGAACUUGUAUUUUGAAUGCAUCUUAACGUUUUAAUGAUCCACUGAGCAAAGCUUUAUGUGAAUCAUGUAUAGGCUCUUUACAUUCAUGUCACUACUUUCAGAAGGUUUCUCGAUGUAUGCAUGGUUGUAGUAUUUUAAAUAUUUAGCAUUUUAAAAAACUGAGCUCUGAAGUCAGAACCACACAUCGUCUCUCAUUGAUCCACCAAUUGCAAUGCAGGGCUUUUGGAGAACUCACCAAGAAUACUGCCUCCUAUCUACAGCUUUAUGUCUCGGUCUUGAUUCCCUGAAUGAUUAUCUUUAGUAUUCAUGUGAAGUGCAUAGAGACUACUUAAUAUGGCAUCAUUAACUUACUUGACUGAUUUCAAAAGGUAUGGCUUACCUUCUGAACCGGUCGCUUUACGAACCGGCCGUUGAGUUUGCACCACCUUUAUCAGACUAUUAUCAGUGUACUUGAAAUGCUAUGCUUCUUAAAGGAAUAGUUUAUCCUAACAUGCACAUUCUGUCAUCUUCUGUCGUUCCUGACCUGUGUGACUUACUUUCCAAUGUGGAACACAAAAUUAGAUAUUUUGAAGAAUGAUGACGAAGGUUCCAUUGGUUAACGACAGUUAAUUCAUUAGAUAUCAUGAACAAAUAAUUAACAAUAUAUAAAUAUUUUUUGGCAUUUAUUAAUCUUUGUUAAAGUUGGUUAAUAAAAAUACAAUUGUUUAUUGUUAGCUUUCUGAAGGAGUGAUUUUUGGCCUCAUAGCUCUUGUAGUUUUCAUUAGAAAAACUCCAGUUCCUUUGUUUGUAGUGAUUAAUGUUUAGUUUUUAGGUGCCUUAGCAUUUUGGAUGGUUUAAGGCUCUCAUUCACGAAUACAUCGCAAUAAAUCACACACUGGUUGUGGAUGCCCAUCGCUUAGCCAUUUUCCAAGUACUUUUCGUCAUAUUUCCUGCUUUUGGCUUUAUUUCCUUUUGACUCUGUUUCUGUUGGAUGCUUUUUAACGUCAGCACCAGUUAGAAAUCGCUUCUUGACUAAUCUGUUGACCAACUGAUAUGGGUACAAAUUACUAGACCCAUGUGACGUCAUGUAAUAAGCAGUAAUUAGUUAAUAUCCCAGUCAAGUCCCCAGCAGGUGGUGGUUUUACACUCGUUCAAAAUAAAAGUUUUCCCAUGACCUCUUUGGGACCCCCUGGGCGGUCGUGACCCCCAGGUUAAGAACCACUGAACUAAUGCUAACAAAUACAACUUUCGAUUUUAAAAAAAGUAUUAGUAUAUGCUGAAAUUAUCAUAAACUAAGAAUAAUAAAUUGUGUAAAAAAUAUUGUUCAUUGUUAUUCAUGUUAAUGUUGUUAACUGAUGUAAACAAAUGGAACCUUAUUGUAAAGUGUUACCGAUGAGUUUUAUUUAGAAUUAUGUUUACUAAAAAUUUCCCUAAACACUAAGUAAAAACAGAAAGAAAAAGACAAAUAUUUUUGUAUGUUUACAUGUUGAAGACGGUGAUUCUCUGUGACGUCACAGCUUCCAAAACGCAUCGGCCAAACUAAAUAUAGCAGCCAGUGGCGAUAGUUUAAAAAUACUAAAUUUUUUUAUAUACUGGUCGCCCACUACUGUACUAUACUUUACUGUAUUGUACUGCAAUAUACUGUACUGUAUUGUUGCUCCAAUACCAACAUUUUUAUUUCAGUAUGAUACCAGCCCUGGCACCUUGCUAUCGAUACUAAAUAGAUACUAUAAUCAACAUAUAAAAAGCCUCAGCGUUUUGAUGAAAUUACACCGAAAAUGACUUGAUUAAAAGAAAAAUUAUGCAACAAAUUAUGUUUUCCUUUAAAUUUUUUCUGGAUUCCAUGUUAAAUGUUUUAAAUAAAUUGUAUGAUCAAAUGGUGUUAAAUCAAAGUGAUACAUACAGCUUUAAAGUGUGUGUGUGAGUGAGUGAGUGAGUUUGUUUGUUUGUGAGUUUUAUGUUUUUUACCAAACAUUUCACAUUUAUUUUUGGUAAAAUGAAAUUCUGAACAACAGAGCUUCACAGUAUUAAAGUCCCUGUAAAAGCAAAAUAAUAGAUUUGCUGCUUUUAGUCUAUAUUUAUUCCCAUAAGGUCAUCGAUAUGCUUGUGUAUUUCCAAAUGCUGACAAAAUUCAUUUUCAGAAGAUAGAAGCAUUUAAAGUCAGCAGGCUUGACAGACCGAGGCACAGUCAUGAUGGCACCAAGCGCCUGAUAAACUUUGUCCAAUCAAAUGCUUUUUCCAUCUUUUUCCUGGAGGUCUUGGGAAAUGAAUGUGGGUGGAACUUCCACCGGAAGUCGUCCUAUAGCAUUGCCUAGCUCUGGCUGCAGUCAUUUAAAGACCCUGUUUACAGCUGGUAAUAAGACGAGCUUCGGAUGAUCCAAUCGCAAAUGAACAGUGCUAAAUAUAGUUUUAAACGGGUUGCAAAGUGUUGUAAUUGGAUCACAAAUAAACACAUACAAAGGUACUCCAAACCACAUCACAUUUGAGGUUUAAAAUGCUGUCCUGCUGCGUCCCGGAUGCCAGCGAAGCACCACCUCUCACCAGCCAAACAAAAGUUGAAACUUGCGUAUGGAUUUAAAAGGAAUUAACUGUCCAAUUGGAAAAAUUUAAAAAGCGAUUACAAACCCAAGUAUGAGAACUUCACGACUCUUCCUCAGUGUGUCUGUCUGAUUUGAACAUGCAGGGUGACAAGAUGACAAGCACACACACAUCUGAAGCUGAACUAACACAGGUACUCCACUAAAGCAACCUAUAAUUUUGCUCAAAAUGUUGCGUUUGUGCUUCGAUUAAAUCUCAACUGCUUCUGGGAGAAUCUGCGUGCCGGUUUUGUUUGCGCUUUCAUUGUCUUUAUGACUUUUUUGCAGUUUAUUAUGGUUCAGUAACACACUGACAGUGAUUGAUGUAUGUCCUUAUGAAAUCAUAAACGCUCUCCUCAAAAUCCCAACACCACGAUGAAAGAACGAAUGGACGCAACAACAGCUGUCGUUUACUUAUGCCCAUAUUUCUUGCUAAGCAUCAUGGGACGUAGGAAAAAAGUGGAUAGAACGUGAACACUCCAUUCCCCCUAGCAUGUCUCCAGCCUUAGUCCCCACAUAAAUUUUUUUUUUUCCUUGUUCGAAAAUCCGUUUCACACGGAAAUACGUCAAAAUACAGGAAUAAAGUCGGUCAUAACUUCCGUUUCAUGGCGACUUGAAUAAAAAAAAAAAAACGAAUUACCAGUGGCAUUAGGCUGCUAUGGCUGAAUCACAACAUGCUGAUAAUACCAUUGUGUUUGUGAUCUUGUUUACAGCUAACAAUAAUAAUAAUAAUAAUAAUACAACCAUUUAAUACUACAUAAUUGUUAUUAUGAGAAGUAUUGCUACUUUUUGAAUAUUACAUUUGUAUACAGUAGUUAUAUUUUUCUGCCUUUUUAAUUUCACGUUUCCAUUUGAAAUAAGUUUUCAAGUUAGCGGGACUUGUAUUUUGACAGACCUAUGACUUCCUGUUUAUACAGGUUAGUUAUAUCAAGCUUCUCAUUAAUGCUGGGAUACUCCCAUCAUGACUCUCGAGCUGAAAUCUCCGAGCAGCACCCGAGGAGUUAGUUUAAGUGUUAACCAGCGUAUAUACUCUAAACACACUGCAUGAAAAUGAAGCACCAGCAGUGUGAGUUUGUGUGAUUGUGUGUGGGAAUCCUAUGACAGAGCAGAGCGGCACCUCUUGUUCAUUCUGUAGUGUGCAGCGCUUGUGACUGUAUGAUAUUUAAUUAAAUCAUAUUCUUCUGUUUAAAGAUCACACUUCGCCAUAUCCAGAGGUUUUUAUUUUAUUUUCAAAUUGUCAGUGAUUUAAUUGCCAAUCUGUAACAUCUUAUAUCACUUUGCCAAUGUCAGCAAACUGUAAUAUUGUACCGAAGCGAGCAACAAGAUGAUAUCGUACUGUUUAGAUUUUUUUGGUAUCGCGAUACUUCGUUAGUACCGGUUAACUGCGCAACACUACUGUCCUUACCGUACUGUACUGUACUUAAUUAUACUGUACUGGACUAUAGUAUACUAUACUUUACUAUAGUUUACUGUACUGCGUUAUACUAUACUAAAAAAUAUUUAAGCCUAUUUUUACGAUUUAUGCAUUUCUAUCACAAUUUCUAUUGUUUAAUCUUUAACAAAAUAUAAUUAACAGGAUUUAAUAUAUUUAAAUUGUUUUAGUUUUGUUAAAGGUUACUCAAUGAAAUUUGCUGGAAAUGUUUUUGAAAUUGAAAUAAAAUAGGUCUUAAAUCUUAAAAAAAAAAAAAAAAAAUUAUGGAAAACAUUUGUGUAAAUUGUAUGUGCGGUGCUUAUUUCGGUCAUUUUUGGAGCUCGACAGCCUCAGUUCACUUUAUCAAAAAGGGCACUUUGGACAUUCUGCAGAAUAUCUUUUGUUUUUGUUUUCAACAUAAGAAAUGCAUACAUAAAGUCAUACAGGUUUGGAACAACAUCAGGGUGAAUAACUGGUGACAGAAUUUCCUUUUCCACUGCCUGCUCAACUCCAUUUUUCUACCCACUGUAAGGGCUGAGGUUCACAACCGCAAUCAGUCCCUCAGAUUUUUAAGGGCUUUCACAAUCACAGGCUCCUAAACCAGUCCAUGCUGUAAGCGAGCAGCCCCCUUGCACUGUGACGAGUGAGAGAAGAAACACACUGUUUCUUGUUGUUUGAUGUACAAGCAUUCAGAUGUUUUAGCAUUGAGUCUUUGCGCUGUGUAAAUCAACCAGUGCACACCUGGGAUUCAGAGCAGGUGUGUCCUGAUGGUUUUAUGAAAAUGCAAGCAGGUGUCGAGUCACAGUUAAACACCUCCAGCAUUGUUUAAUAAACAAUAAACUGGCAGGUAUGAACAAUUUAGCAGUCGAACCAGAUGUUUGGUGCUAUUUAUAUUAAAAUAAUAUAUUCAUCAUUUUUUCAGUGCCAAAAUAAUCAGUUAAUGGGGGAUAAUAUUGUCUGUCUGAUUACAUACGUGUUCAGCAGUCCUUGCACACAUGACACACUAGUCUUCUUAAUAUUUGAGUUUUAUAUGAGUUUGUUAUGCACAAGCAGUGCUUCUGUCAGCUUUUCAUUGAUGGAAACAGUUUGUGGAAAGACUGGCACCACUUCUUCACAUUCAGAUCCAUGUCUUUGGAGACUCUGAGGACUCUGAGGUGUAAUUUUGCUCUGCAUUUUUAAUAAAGUAUCUUUCUAGCACAAUUAUGCCAUGUCAUGUGAUUAAAGUUAUUUUGAGUUUGGGGUUAUUAAGCGAUGAUCUAAUGAACACACUUAUUUUACACUAUUAUUUUCAAAUGUUUUCUUGGCUUUAAAAACUGUAAUAUUUUGUAUUUAUUACUUUUUACUCUUUAUAUCUUGUAUGUUUGUUAUAGAGAUUAUUCCACAGUGUUAUGGCUUUUUGCUUAAUUUAAUUUGUUUGACUACUUUUUUUAUGUGGCAAAUGAAUUUGUCGGUAGGAACAAAUUGUCUUUAUUAGGAUCUUGUGCACUGCAUCACAAAUUAUGUUUUGUUGAAGUUAUAGAAAUGUACAUUUUUGAUAGUGAAUUGUUUUAAUAGAUAUGAUCUUAAAUCUACGGUUUUAGUGUGAGCUCACUGUCUUUUUUAUGUGGUUUGAGUUUCAGUUUGGUCUUAAUGUGCAUGUUAUGUUAUUGUAAGGGUUCUGAUUUGCAUGUUUUGAUGUUUAAUUUAGUUUUUAAUACCUUUUCUUGAUAACUUGAGUGUUGUCUUUGCCAAAAACAAAAAAACGUUUUCUAAAAAAAAAAGAGAAUCAUGGAGCAAAAUGAAACACACUGUUAUAAGAAGACAUGGGGUGCAUUGUUUUGCAUUGAGAACAUUGUUGAAUCCAAAGCAUAUAAAAUAUAACCAUAUACUUUACUCAGAUUUUAUGUGGUAUUUAUUUGUUUAUUUAUUUAUGUAUUUUUUUUUGUGCAACUUUUAUUAUGCAUUUAAUUGCGCACAGAUCGGGGCUUGAUUUUUUUUUUUUUUAAAUCAAUUAAAAUGUAUAGUGGGAUCCAAAAGGCCCCCUGUGAAAAUGCUUCCAUAGUAUUUAAAGUUUUUCUAAUUUAGUUUAUUUUUAUUAUUUUUAUUUUUGGUAUUAUUUUUAAGUUUAUUAAAGGAAUUGUUCCCCCAAAAAUGACAUUUCUAUAAUUAUUUACUCACCCAUAUGCCAUUUCAAACAAGUAUGACUUUCUUCUACAGAAGGAUGUACAAUGUGUUUUUGUUCAUACGAUGCAAGUCAGUGGGGUCCAAAACACUUAAGAUCCAGAAAUGGCUCGAGUGGUUUAAUCCAUGUAUUCUGUAGUGAUACGAUUGGUUUUGGGUGAGAAAUAGACCAAAAAUACAACUCCUUUUCACUUUAAAUUUUGAAAACUGUAGUCUCCUAUGUCAUGUUCAUGAUUCGGUUGAUGCGUGUAUGUCCUUGUUGGAGAUUAAAAGUUUUGGACCCCAUUGACUUGCAUUGUAUGGAGAAACAAACAUCAUGUGGCCUUUACAAAUCUUUGUGUUCCAAAAACAAAGAAAGUCAUUAGAGUUUAAGAAUGCAUAAGGGUGAGUAAAUUAUAAAAUUAUAAUUUUUCAGUGAGCUAUCCCUUUAAUAGCAUAACAAUGCUAUUAAAGCCCAGGCCAAUGGGGCCAAUGCCUUGAGCCGAGAGA